AUGCUCCCUGAGGUGAUGAUUCACGAUUUAGUGAAGUACUGUGGGAAUGCUGCUAAGAGAUGCCUACAAAAGAGCGGGAAAGAUAAGCAGGGCAGGAUGGAGCCCAUCAGGGCUGAGAUACGCAAGGAUGAACCCCUACUGUCAGUCACAGAGCCCAGAAGGAAGAACAGCAAGUCGGAGGGAUGGUGCCUGGCCCCUCAGAUCUGGUGGCAAGGCAAGAAAUGCAAGACCGCUGACCAGAUUCAUAACUCCCAGCCUCAAGCUGUGGAGGGAGUGAGGGAGGGAUCCAGAACACCUCAGGAAUACAUAGCUGAAGCACUUUACUCAGAAUAUGACAAGCGAAGUGCCCACUCGGUUGCCUGGCCCAGCCAUGAUAAAGCGAUCCUCAUCUUCAACAACCACAACAAGCCACAGCUCUCCAAGUUUUACCAGCCAUACAGUAAAGAUACACAACAGCAAAUCAUCAGGGAGACUUUCCAUCUAGUAUCUAAGAGGUAUGAAAAUGUUUGUAAUGUCCUAGAAAGAGGAUUCUUCAUUGGAGGAUCUAACAACAAAUUAAUUUAUAGACAUGAUGCAAUGCUAUAUUUUGUCUUCUGUAUGCAUUCAUCAGAAAGCAACCUCGGCAUUUUAGAUCUCAUUCAAGCUGGCUUUGCAGGAGCUCCAGCCCAUGCUGUAUCAGCUGUAAAGAAUAUGAAUCUUCCUGAGAGUCCAAGAAAUAGAAACAUUGGUGACAUCAGUAUGAAAGUGCCAAACCUGCCUUUUUAA
This is a messenger RNA of Tupaia belangeri chinensis (Chinese tree shrew), 765 nucleotides long. Its product is annotated as AP-3 complex subunit sigma-1-like. Gene Ontology annotation, biological process: intracellular protein transport; vesicle-mediated transport. The transcript is spliced from 4 exons. Gene Ontology annotation, cellular component: membrane coat. The coding region runs from base 1 to 765 and encodes 254 amino acids. The record is from RefSeq and is a predicted model, not a curated record. Lineage: Eukaryota; Metazoa; Chordata; Mammalia; Scandentia; Tupaiidae.